AUGGGCAAGAACCAACGCAAGAAGGGGCCGCUUCGAAAAGAGCCAGCUCCUACUCCUUUGUCAGUUCCCGCACCGAGACAAUGGCAGCCCUCCAAAGACUUGGCCUCGAAAGAUAUCGACCUGGGCGUCCUCGAGUCUGUCCUUCAUGUCGACUUUCCGCUCCUCGACAGCGCACUCAUCAGCGCCAUGGUCCAAGACUACGCGAAUGACGGCAUGUUGGCCGCGAACGAAGCCGUCCUCCGUGACCAACUUGCCGCGCUCGAAGCGCACGUCGUAGCCGACGCAGCAGACGAGGCGGACAACGAUCCUGCGCCGAGCCAAUCCCUCCCCUCCGAAACAGAUAGUUUACCCGUCGACAAGCUCUCCGUCUCCCUAUCGCGCACGUCGCGCUUCGCUCCAUCGCAGGCGCCAACCCCCUCCGGUACCUCUUCCUUUCCCUCACUAUCUUCUCACCCGUCGUCGGGGUCCGCGUCCCGCUCAAUAACUGACGACGACGACCUUGAGUCGGAGAAGGACUUUCUCGCCGCCCUCUUCCCCUCCCUGUUGGCCAAGGACAUUGCCACUGCCCUCGCAGUCGAGCACUCACUCGAGGAUGCAGUGGACCAUCUCCUCUCGAUUGAGGCGAUACGCGAGUCGCAGCGUAGCUGGUCGUGGGGCGACAAAUCACCAGAAGAAGUGGGCAAGUCGGAAGUCGUGAUGCGGCGGGGCAGCUCGUCCUCUGGAAGAAGCGGAACAGGCACUGAGACACCUGUCUCUGCCUCUACACCCGUUCCAGCCACCAAGGUAAAGAAGAAGAAGAAGAAGAAGACCAUACCUAUAGUCGACACUCUGCAGCGAAGACCACAACAGCCGCGCAGCCCGAUCGCCCGCCCCACCCCGUCCAAUAUCUGGGCAACGCUGUCCAGCGUGGCGGCAUACUUAUCGGACAUUCUGCCGCAUACCCACUGGCAGUGGUUCCAGACGUACCUCCACUCUCCAGACUACAUGUCCGCAUACGAGGCCGUCCUCGCGUCACUCAAGCAGCUCUCUCUCACCUCUGGAGUGCCGCCGUCGCCCGAGGUCGUCGACGUGCUUGAAGAAGUGUUUGGGCCCCAAGAUGAACUGGUCUACUGUAUCGGCGCGGCAGCCGGGGACACGGCCAUCGCACUGGACCUCAUGAACCUCCUCACCGACCUGCGUACAUGGGACGACUACGAGGCGGCGAGUACUGAGCGCGACCCGUAUCACGUCCUCGCUGGAUUCACGUCACGCUCACGUCCGACGAGUGGCUCGAGUUCGCCUGCGCCUUCGCUUCCAGCCACUCCCAACCCCUCAACGCAAUCAACACGCGCACUCAACGCUAACCGCCUCACUCGACCGCCUCCAAAAGAGACCAAGGAGAAGACAAUAGCCGACCGCCCCAUCCCGGGCUCGGCGGCCGUGUCAACAAACUUCCAGCCCAUACACGAGGCCAACCAGCCCUCAAACUCGAACUUUGGCGGCCAAAGAUCUCAGCCAAAACCCAACUCGGCCGUGAAUGUUGCCUGGUCCGGGACGAGCAAGAAACGCGCAGCGUCGGCCAACGCCACAGUCACACCGGGCCCGCGAGGCCUGGGCACAGUGACGGUGCGUACGACGGAGAACGCUGCGCCUCCAAGCAAAGCGAACGGGAACGACAGUAGAGCGAAUGGUUCUGCGAAAGCAGGGUCCCGCCCAAGCGCCGCGGCGAGCCACUUCACCCGCGCAGACGAGUGGGACGAGAAGCGGAAACACGCGGUGCACCGCGCAACGGCAGACUACAAUGCCGCGCCGAAACACCUGCGCGGACAAGUUAUCGGCGCGUAUCGCCUCCAAGCGCGCGAGGCUGCCGCACAGGUACAUGUUCACAGACUGGCAGGCGCCCGGGCCGUGCUGGACGAGCAGCGCUCCCACAGCCCUAACACUAUCGAUCUGCACCUUCGCACCGUUGCGGAGUCGACGACGCUCGCCCUCGAGGCUGUUGAAGCUUGGUAUUCAGAGGGCGGGCGAGGGCACUUCCGCGUCAUCACGGGUCAAGGCCGGCAUUCUGUCGGACAGCGCGGCGUUAUUGGUCCUGCAGUUGCUAAUGCUCUCCGUGGGGCGGGGUGGCGCGUCGAGGUCCAUCCCGGAUAUCUUACCGUCAAGGGACGGUGA
Cutaneotrichosporon cavernicola is the source of this 2151-nucleotide messenger RNA. RefSeq lists its product as uncharacterized. The record is from RefSeq and is a predicted model, not a curated record. The transcript has 3 exons. Gene Ontology annotation, cellular component: nucleus. Gene Ontology annotation, molecular function: endonuclease activity. NCBI's taxonomy places the organism in Eukaryota, Fungi, Basidiomycota, Tremellomycetes, Trichosporonales, Trichosporonaceae. Bases 1 to 2151 code for a protein of 716 amino acids.